Molecule: messenger RNA, 1266 nt
Organism: Verticillium nonalfalfae
Lineage: Eukaryota; Fungi; Ascomycota; Sordariomycetes; Glomerellales; Plectosphaerellaceae
Gene: RPT3
Product: 26S proteasome regulatory subunit 6B
Exons: 3
Coding region: 1-1266 (421 amino acids)
Biological process (GO): proteasome-mediated ubiquitin-dependent protein catabolic process
Cellular component (GO): proteasome regulatory particle, base subcomplex
Molecular function (GO): proteasome-activating activity; ATP hydrolysis activity; ATP binding
Source: RefSeq, a predicted model, not a curated record
AUGGGCGAUGUCCUUGUGGAGAACCCAGCAAACCACAUCCCUCCCCACAAGAGGACCGCGCCUUCAACGAUUCCAAGCAUCGACAACUUCGAGGGCUUGACGGCAGAGGGCGGAGACGACUAUGCCGCGUUAAAGAAGCUCCAGAGGCAACUGGAGUAUAUCCAGCUGCAAGAAGAGUACAUCAAGGAUGAGCAGAGGAGUUUGAAGAGGGAGCUUGUGCGAGCCCAGGAGGAGAUCAAGCGCAUCCAGAGUGUACCGCUGGUCAUUGGCCAGUUUAUGGAGGCUAUCGACCAGAAUACCGGCAUCGUCCAAUCCUCCACAGGCAGCAACUACGUCGUGCGCAUACUCUCGACCCUCGAUCGCGAGAAGCUCAAGCCCUCCUCCUCCGUUGCUCUGCACCGUCACUCCAAUGCUCUUGUCGACAUCCUGCCCCCCGAGGCCGACUCCUCCAUUGCCAUGCUUGGAUCAGAUGAGAAGCCCGACGUGACGUACGCCGAUGUUGGUGGUCUCGACAUGCAGAAACAGGAGAUUCGUGAGGCUGUUGAACUUCCUCUGACGCACUUCGACCUCUACAAGCAGAUUGGUAUCGACCCCCCUCGUGGUGUCCUGCUGUACGGGCCUCCCGGUACCGGCAAGACAAUGCUGGUCAAGGCCGUCGCCAACUCGACAACCGCCAACUUCAUCCGUGUCGUCGGCUCCGAGUUUGUGCAGAAGUACCUCGGUGAAGGUCCGCGCAUGGUCCGCGACGUCUUCCGCAUGGCGCGCGAGAACGCUCCGGCAAUCAUCUUCAUCGACGAGAUCGACGCCAUCGCGACAAAGCGUUUCGACGCCCAGACCGGUGCCGACCGCGAAGUCCAGCGUAUUCUUCUCGAGCUCCUCAACCAGAUGGACGGUUUCGACCAGACCGCCAACGUCAAGGUCAUCAUGGCCACGAACCGCGCCGACACGCUCGACCCCGCCCUGUUGCGUCCCGGUCGUCUCGAUCGCAAGAUUGAGUUCCCUUCGUUGCGCGACCGUCGCGAGCGCCGUCUCAUCUUCUCCACAAUUGCCUCCAAGAUGAGCCUCGCGCCCGAGGUUGAUCUCGACUCCCUCAUUGUCCGCAACGACCCCCUCAGCGGCGCCGUCAUCGCCGCCAUCAUGCAGGAGGCCGGCCUGCGCGCCGUCCGUAAGAACAGGUAUAACAUCAUCCAAAGCGAUCUCGAGGACGCCUACUCCAGCCAGGUCAAGGGCACAGCGGACGACAACAAGUUUGAUUUCUACAAAUAA